Closterium sp. Yama58-4 is the source of this 567-nucleotide messenger RNA. The record is from the annotation of a GenBank genome assembly. NCBI's taxonomy places the organism in Eukaryota, Viridiplantae, Streptophyta, Zygnematophyceae, Desmidiales, Closteriaceae.
AUGGCCGAUCCUAGAAUUCGCAGGCAAACCUACACAGCCGCAUCCCAGCCUUCCCGCGGUGCGUAUCCGCGCGGAUCUGUUCCCCCGCAGGCGCAACGUGGGGUCGGAUCCAGGGGGAUCGGAUCGGGCCGCGCAACUGCUGGCGGAAAUACGGGAUCGGGGGAAAGGCAACUCGCGGAGACCGCGGAGCAGGCGGCGGAGAGGGAACUGCGCGAGCGGAGAGAGCAGGAGCGGGCGCAGGAGGAGCGGGAGAGGGACGCGAGGGAGCGGAAGGCGCAAGCGGCGGAGCGGCUGCAGCGGGAGCAGCUGGCGGUGGUGUCGCUGGAGCGAUCUGUACAUGCUAAAGCGCGCGAUGUUGAGUCUCUUUCAGCGCAGAGCACGCAGAUGGACGAGCAGGCUUCGGCCAUUAGCGCGCGAUGUGGAGUCCCUAUCCGCGCAGAGCAUGCAGAUGGACGAGCAGGCUUCGGCCAUAAGGUAAUUUCACACGAUGUCAUGGAGUGGCUGUCCGCGCAGUUCACGCAGAGGGACAAGGAAUCCUCGGCUGUGAGGUGUGAUCUGCAGGGUUAG